Chelonia mydas (Green sea turtle) is the source of this 3209-nucleotide messenger RNA. It is a transcript of the gene LRRC51, whose product is annotated as leucine rich repeat containing 51. Bases 198 to 779 code for a protein of 193 amino acids. The record is from RefSeq and is a predicted model, not a curated record. Gene Ontology annotation, molecular function: protein binding. The transcript is spliced from 5 exons. NCBI's taxonomy places the organism in Eukaryota, Metazoa, Chordata, Testudines, Cheloniidae.
ACUACACUUCCCGGCAUGCCGUGCGGGGUCGGGGCUGGGUCGGGCUUUUGGUGUGGUUCUGGUUACCAUGGCUACCCCGAGAGUUCCAUCUAGUGAGGGGAGAGGGACAGAGAGAGAGAGAGGAGCAGAGAUGGUGAGUGUGAAAAAUCUUUGCACUGAGUGUGCAAAGAGGGGCCAAGGACUGCGUGGCCUGAAAGAUGAGCAUGCGAUGGGAUUGCUGUAAGAUCUCACUGCGGGCACCUCCUCUGGACUAUUCCUUCCGAGGCAUCAGCUUCAUCCAAGACCUGCUGACAGAGGAGCCCCGGCCUGGCCUCAAGGUGAUCAAGCGCUCGGCCGGGGGGAGGCUGCUGACCCAGGCUGUGCGCCUGAAUAACAACACCAUCAAUGAGCUGACCGACUUCACCUCCACCAUGGAGCAGCUGCUGGAGUACCCCGACGAGCUCUCCUGGGUCGACCUCUCCUUCAACGACUUGCCUACUAUCGAUCCGGUGCUGACUACAUAUCCCCAGCUCCGGGCCCUCAACCUGCACGGGAACAGCAUCCAGAGCCUCAGUGAGGUGGACAAGCUGGCCGUCCUGCCGUGCCUGCGCACAUUGACCCUGCACGGAAACCCCAUCGAGGAGGAGAAAGGCUACAGGAGUUAUGUGCUGUCCGUGCUGCCCCAGCUGAAGUCCUUCGAUUUCAGUGGCGUGACGAAGCAAGACCGCUCCACCGCCACCAUCUGGAGACGCAUGAACGUCAGACCCAAGAAGGUCAAGAAAAGGCGGGAUGACUACUGAGGGGACGGGGCCUUUGAGGCACGGCAUGAAGCAGCAGCUGCACCAUUCAACGGGGCCCAGGGCCGUGGCCUGUGGGGGCGGAAAGCCCGCGUGUUCGCUUAGGAAUAAAGGCUUAGAGCUCUGUGGGGUAGGACGAUGAAUCGCUACGAGGAAUGGGGCUCGGUCAUCACUGGAAACGGACAGGGAGGGCUGCCAUGGCAGCGGGCCGGGUACACGCCUGCCAUUGUUGGCACAGAGGGUCUGUGCUCAGCUCGCUCCACCAGCUUCUCCUGAGGGGCUGAGAAAUGCCUCUCCUCCUCUCCGGUGAUCGGCAGGCAGCUGGUGGGGAAGAAAUGGGGCCCUGGGCCUCCAGGAGGCGUCUGACACCAAGACCCGGUUGUGGCCCCAGCACUGGAUGAGCUGGCCUUGCCAUGCUGGGCUCCUUUAAGAUGUUCCAGCCCCUUCCCCGCCCCCCAGCCAGCUCCUGCUGAGGCUGCCAGCGAGAGUCCAUCUGUGGUCAGGGGGUGCUAGCGAUCCUACGCCGGCUGCUUCCUUCUCAGCACCGCUCCCGGAGGCUCGGGCCCCAGGCUUGGCUUGCUCACGGGGUUUCUCUACGGCUGGACUGUAAAGUGCAACCCCCGGUGCCCAGCACAUCAAACCCAAAGCCAGCCAGGCAGGAGCAAGGUCACAGAACCGUCCCAGCAGAGCCCCCAGCUAGAGCCCAGGGGCAAAGAGAGGGGCCCCUACCCGGGGAGGCAAACAGCUCAAAGUGCUACAUACAACAGGACUGUCCAUCUUCCACGCCACCUGCCUCCCUUGGCCCCAGCAGGCAGGCUCUGCAGCGUGAGCCCAGUCGCUCCUGCGGGCACUGACCUCAUCACGCGCUCAGCCCACCUCCAAACGCUCGGUCUCCUUACUAACAAGCAGAGGAGGCAGUCAGCCAGGUAGGGGUGGGAUGAGCCUGAAGGCCCCUGGCUCCUUUGUGGGAAGAAAGCUGGUAAGUGACUGUCCCACGUGACCAUUUGAUUGAUCAUGGGCUCCCAUCAGUCAUGAGGCCUGCAGCUUCUGGGGCUACUCUGCCCUGCCCUCUGGGCUUUAGUGUUUAAUGCUCAGAGUCAUUCCCAGCUGAGCCAGCCAGGUUUCCCUUGUGCCACAGGGUCCUGAGCUAGUCACGUCAUCCCCAUGCAAGUCCCUGCCUGCCACUGUCAUCACUUCCCCAAGAGGCUUCUAGCACAACUGCUCCAGCCCCUUUCUUCGCUCCCUCCUCCCCCACAACAGGAAAUUGUCACCUCGCCCUUUGUCUUCCCAGAGGCAGAGCUUGCCCAGAGGCAAAUCAGAAGCUCGGCUGAUAAGAGGCAAAGCAUGUUCGAGCCAGCCCAGGCAUGGGUGCCGCUAGGGUAGAGCUGCAAUCCGAUCCCUGACCAUUAACUGAUAGUGCAUGCCCAGUGGGCUAGGUGAGGGCCUGGGACUAGCACUGGUUCCGUGCUGUCAGACCCAUUCCCCUCCCAGACGCAUCUUCCCCCACCUCCAGCUGUUCAUUGCCCCUACUGCUUCCCCAGGGCCACUUCAGUGACUAGAGAGGCUUCGGUAAGGCCCCAAUUGGGUAGAUACUAUGGUGCUACAGAUCAGGCCCAGGAGCUCCCUUCUCCGGGAACUACAGUGUGGGGAGGGAGCCAGGGUUCCAUCUGUGGCUAGUUCUACAUUGGGUCUGGCAUAGUUGAGAGCAACCUCAGGGCUGUUCUAAGUGACACCAGCCUCUAACCAUGCCAAAGGAGCCACUGGCCACACAAGGGAGGGGUGUAGCACAGCACCUGCCUGGCUCCCCUCUGCCCUGGGGCAAAGUGGCACACAACCUGCUUCUCCACCCCUGAAGGCUCUCCCACCUGCAGGGACAUGCAGCCCAGCAGAUGUGCCUUGCUGAAGACAGUGUCUCCUCAGACUGAGGAAAAAUGGUGGCAAAGGGGUGAAAUUCAGCCUGGCAAGGCCGCACCGCCCUCUCCCAGCUCUCCUUUAGCACAAGCCCCUGCCCCCACAUUCCUUGUGCUUGCCCGGGGGCUGCAGUGCACUUAAGACCCAAGCAGCUGCCAGCCUUGCUAAAGCAGAAGUUUAAGACAGCCCCUUUAGUGAUGAUAUGGGGGGGGGGGGGGGAGGGAGAGAGUUGUGAUCCUCUCCCUAAAGACCCUAAUGUGUUAAUGCUGCUGAGCCAGCCACCCAAAACCACGGCUGCCUGGGAUGCUCAGGCCAGCUCCACAAACCAGAGUGACUGGGGGUGGCAAUCACCCUGCAUCAGUCCUUCCCCUUGUGCCUGGAAAUCCCCAUCCCUUGGCCGUCGUAACAGGAAUGAACUCAACGAGCUGUGCCAAGAGCAGGUGGUAGAGACACUCUGGGGUUAAUGAUCUGAGGGGUCCUUGCCCCAGUUUUGCUGGCGCACUAUUAAACACGUCAACUCUU